Molecule: messenger RNA, 7581 nt
Organism: Salvelinus fontinalis (brook trout)
Lineage: Eukaryota; Metazoa; Chordata; Actinopteri; Salmoniformes; Salmonidae
Product: formin-like protein 2
Exons: 28
Coding region: 481-3795 (1104 amino acids)
Biological process (GO): regulation of cell shape; cortical actin cytoskeleton organization; cell migration
Cellular component (GO): cytosol
Molecular function (GO): actin filament binding; small GTPase binding
Source: RefSeq, a predicted model, not a curated record
GUGUGUGCUGUGUAUCGGUGACGUAUGAGUAGACUAGACUCUUUACUGUAUUCGUUGGUCAGCACUGCAGAGAUUAGCUUGCUACACAGACAGGGAUUCCUAAACCUGAAUCAUGCACAUCGUCAUUACAACUAAAUGGGAGUGGAGCAGAAAUUGUGCAAGAUAUGGAUAGAUUUCUUUGGUCCUAUAAAUAUUGCGCGUUUGUUGCUUCGAUUCAAGUUUCCACCAAGUCCCCCAUUCCAUUAUAAUGCUUCACGAGGACUCGGCUCUUUGGAACCAUCGUGAUGUGCUGAUUUCCUCACGUGUGUUUUCUGUUAAAGUGGUGAGGCUGGGAUAAAACAGGUAUAUUUGCGAACAAGAGGCAUUUGCGCGGGUACAUUUGUUUCGUUUUUUUUUUAACUUGUUGUGAUUUCUGAAGUCGAGGAGGAAGGUGUAACGUUAGAUAGUUGUAGUUGUGAUCCAGCCAAACCAAGCUGAAACAUGGGGAACGCAGGGAGUAUGGACCAACAAACUGAUUUCAGGGGACAUAGCAUGCCUCUGAAGCUGCCUAUGCCGGAGCCAGGUGAAUUGGAGGAGAGAUUCGCAAUCGUUUUGAACUCGAUGAACCUUCCUCCAGACAAAGCGCGACUAUUGCGGCAGUACGACAACGAGAAGAAGUGGGAACUCAUCUGUGAUCAGGAACGAUUCCAAGUGAAGAACCCCCCCCACACAUACAUCCAGAAGCUGAGGGGCUUUCUGGACCCGGCCGCCACCAGGAAGAAAUUCAGACGGAGGGUGCAGGAGUCCACGCAGGUCCUGAGAGAACUGGAAAUUUCAUUAAGGACCAAUCACAUAGGGUGGGUGAGAGAGUUCUUAAACGAAGAAAACAAAGGCCUGGACGUACUGGUGGAGUAUCUGUCUUUUGCGCAGUACGCUGUCACGUUUGAUGGCGACAGCGUGGAGGACAACCCGGAGAAGUCGGUGGACAAGCCCUGGAGCAGAUCCAUAGAGGACCUCCAUGGGGGGAGUAACCUCCCGUCCCCCGUCAGCGGGAACAGCAUCUCCCGCGCCGGGCGACACUCCACGCUACGUUACCUCCUGACACAGGCUGACAAGUCAAGUUGCAACGCGUUGCCGAGCCGGAGAACUCUGAAGAACUCCCGGCUGGUCUGUAAGAAGGACGACGUUCACGUCUGCAUCAUGUGCCUGCGAGCCAUCAUGAACUACCAGUAUGGCUUCAACAUGGUGAUGUCCCACCCGCACGCUGUGAACGAAAUUGCGCUAAGUCUGAACAAUAAGAAUCCCAGAACCAAAGCUCUGGUGUUGGAGCUGCUGGCCGCCGUGUGUCUCGUGAGGGGAGGACACGAAAUCAUUCUCUCUGCGUUCGACAACUUCAAGGAGGUGUGUGCUGAGACACAGCGGUUCGAGAGGCUGAUGGAACACUUCAAGGACAUGGACAACAACAUUGACUUUAUGGUGGCGUGUAUGCAGUUCAUCAACAUCGUGGUCCACUCGGUAGAGGACAUGAACUUCCGGGUACACCUGCAGUACGACUUCACCAAGCUCUGUCUGGACACGUACCUGGAUAAGCUGAAGCACACGGAGAGUGACAAGCUGUCAGUGCAGAUCCAGGCCUACCUGGACAACGUGUUUGACGUGGGCGCCCUACUGGAGGACGCCGAGACCAAGAACGCUGCGCUGGAGCGCGUGGAGGAGCUAGAGGAGAACAUGUCACAUAUGACGGAGAAGCUGCAGGACACGGAGAACGAGGCCAUGUCCAAGAUCGUGGAGCUGGAGAAACAGCUGAUGACGCGCAACAAGGAGCUCGACUCGAUCCGGGAGGUGUACAAGGACGCCAACUUGCAGGUGCACACGCUGCGGCGGAUGGUGAAGGAGAAGGACGAGGCCAUCCAGAGGCAGUGCAACCUGGAGAAGAAGAUCCACGAGCUGGAGAAGCAGGGCACCAUGACGAUCCAGAAGAAGGGCGUCGGGGACCUCUCCAACCUGCCCUCGCCGCCCGCCCCCGGGGGCCCGCUGGUGGCUGGCGUGCCAGGGGUCUAUAACGGGGGAACGGUCAGCCCGAUGGGGUCGAAUGGGGUCCCGGGGAUGCCCGUGCCGCCUCCUCCUCCUCCUCCCCCACCGCUUGUGCCUGGGAUCGUGCCAAAUGGGCCUUUGGCUGGUCCUGCUGCUCCUCCCCCUCCCCCGCCGCCCCCUCCUCCCCCGCCUCCCCCCGGCCCCAUGGAGGUGUCUGCGCCCCUGCCCCCGCCUCCACCCCCCAUGGCCCCCCCGCUUCCAGGCUGUGGAUCCCCCACCGUCAUCUUCAAUUCAGGGUUAGCAGAGGGACCCAUCAAACUGUUCUCCGUGAAGAUUAAGAAGCCCAUCAAGACCAAGUUCCGUUUGCCCGUGUUCAACUGGGUGGCGCUGAAGCCCAACCAAAUCAACGGCACUGUGUUCAACGAGAUCGACGACGAGAGGAUACUGGAGGACCUGAACGUGGAUGAGUUUGAGGAGAUGUUCAAGACGAAAGCCCAGGGCCCGGCCAUCGACUUGAUCAUGAGCAAGACCAAGGUCAUCCAGAAGGGGCCCAACAAGGUGGCACUGCUGGACGCCAACCGGGCCAAGAACAUGGCCAUCACCCUGAGGAAAGUGGGCAAGGCCCCUGAGGAGAUCUGCAAGGCCAUCCAGCUGUUUGACCUGCGCACCCUGUCGGUGGACUACGUGGAGUGUCUGAUGCGCUUCCUGCCCACGGAGAGCGAGGUGAAGGUCAUGCGUCAGUACGAGAAGGAGCGGAAGCCCGUGGAGGCGCUGGCGGACGAGGACCGCUUCAUGAUGCACUUCAGCAAGAUCGAGCGGCUCACGCAGAAGAUGACCAUCAUGGCCUUCAUUGGCAACUUCUGCGAGAGCGUGCAGAUGCUGACGCCGCAACUCCACGCGGUCAUCGCGGCAUCUGUGUCAAUAAAAUCCUCCCAGAAACUCAAGAAAAUUCUCGAGAUCAUCUUGGCUCUCGGAAACUACAUGAACAGCAGCAAACGGGGAGCGGUAUACGGUUUCAAACUACAGAGUUUAGAUUUGCUACUAGACACCAAGUCGACAGACCGGAAAAUGACUCUGCUGCACUACAUAGCCAACGUGGUGAAGGAGAAAUACCACCAAGUCAAUCUGUUCUACAACGAACUGCAUUAUGUGGAGAAGGCUGCAGCAGUGUCGUUAGAGAACGUUCUGCUGGAUGUGAAGGAGCUCCAGCGGGGAAUGGACCUGACCAAGAGAGAGUACAGCAUGCACGGUCACAACACCAUGCUCAAAGACUUCAUCGCACACAACGAGGGCAAGCUGAAAAAGCUGCAGGACGACGCCAAGAUCGCGCUGGACGCCUUCGACGAGGCCGUCAAAUUCUUCGGCGAGAAUUCCAAAACGACGCCCCCAUCCGUGUUCUUCCCGGUGUUUGUGCGCUUCGUCAAGGCCUACAGGCAAGCGGAGGAGGACAACGAGCAAAGGAAGAGAGCAGAGCUGAUGAUGAUGGAGAAGCUUCUGGAGCAGGAGGCCAUGCUGGACCAGGAGGACCAGAAGUCUCCGUCCCAUAAGAACACCAGGGGCAGGAGUCAGCAGCAGGAGGUGAUAGCUGAGCUGAGGAAGAAGCAGGUGAAGGAUACGGGCAGCCGCCACGUCUACGAGGGCAAGGACGGAGCCAUCGAGGACAUCAUCACAGAUCUUCGAAAUCAGCCUUACAGGCGAGCCGACGCGGUGAGGAGGAGCGUCAGAAGGCGCUUUGACGACCAAAACUUGCGGCCGGUCAACAACACGGAAGUGGUCAUGUGACGAGGGAACAGUGCAUGUGCUAGGAGAGGGCUAAGGGGGGGGGGGGGGGGGGGGGGUGUAGCAGCCUCUCACUCUGGACUGAAAGAGAAAUGGAUGGACUGAAAGAGAUGCCUAGACUGAAAGAGAAAUAGAUGGACUGAAGGAAAGGAAGAUGGAUGGGUCUGAAAGGUCAGUUAUAGGGAACCUUAGACAAGCCAAGUGCCUGAAACGUACUUUUUAUGUGAUCAGUUGUUUUAUUUUUUUAUUACUUCAAGCAAUACAACUUGACCUGGCUUUAAUUGUAAUUUCCUUUGAUGUGUAAAACUGGACACGGACGUCCGUAGGGGGAAUUCCUGGAAGAGAUUUUUCCUGAAAUAAGUGUAGAAUGUAUAUGUGACACGGUUCCGUUAUGCCUCGAUCCCACCUCCCAGCGUCAUUGUGUUUUGGGACACCAGAAGCACAUGAAUUUCCAAUGGAGCGCUGCGUUUGCCUCGCCGCGUUGCAGCGGCAGUUGCGGUGCGUGCGUCGGAUAAAUCAAACGCACGCAUCAAAUUCUAUGCGUAGACGGCUUGACAGAAAUGGUAGCAGAAAGGUGAACGUUGAACUUCUGUUGCAGACAUAUCCAGAUGACGCUGCGUGCCAAUUUGCGCAAUGAUGCUGCAGGUGUGUUCGAGGCGUUAGGCGUCAAAAAGUAUUCCGCCACAGGUGAUGAAUAUGAUAUACAAUAGCAAGUGUCUUAUUACAUUCCUGGUGCUCCUGCCAUUGCUCUUGGAAUUCCAACAAUGCUCGAGCGGCACAACAAAAUUGUUGCUAAAGGGCUAAUGGCCUUAUUAAAGGGGACAAGUCUUAGAUUACUACUAUGAAGCAGUGAUCCAAAACUAAUAUGCUCAAUGAAAGUACUUAAGCAAGUAUCAGGUAGACUUUUGUACACCAACGAGUGACCACGGAGAAAUCGUAUCAGAAAUAAUAUAGCUCAGAGGUGGGGCUCUCGAAAUGAGACCAGGCUAAUGUGAAUUGUAUAUAGCUAGGCCUCCAUAUUACAGUAUUAACAUCUCAUUCAUCAGUGCUAAUAUGGUUAGUGGACCAAGUCGUGAAUUAUUAGCUCUAUCUAGAUAGAAAUAGAGCACCGGUCAUACUCAAUGAAGAGUUUUUCGGUAUUUUUUAAAACUAUUUUCUACAUUGUAGAAUAAUAGUGAAGAUAUCAAAACUAUUAAAUAACACAUAUGUAAUCAUGUAGUGUCCCAAAAAGUGUUAAACAGAUAAAUAUAUUCUUCAAAGUAGACACCCUUUGCCUUGAUGACAGCUCUUGGCAUUCUGUCGACCUUCUCUCGACCAGCUUCACCUGGAAUGCUUUUACAACAGUCUUGAAGGAGUUCCCACGUAUGCUGAGCACUUGUUGGCUGCUUUUCCUUCACUCUGCGGUCCAACUCAUCCCAAACUAUCUCAAUUGAGUUGAGGUCGGGUGAUUGUGGAGGCCAGGUCAUCUGAUGCAGCACUCCAUCACUCUCCUUCUUGGUCAAAUAGCACUUUCACAGCCUGGAGGUGUGUUUUGUGUCAUUGUCCGGUUGAAAAACAAUUGAUAGUCCCACUAAGCGCAAACCAGAUGGGAAUGGCGAAUCGCUGCAGAAUGCUGUGGUAGCCAUGCUGGUUAAGUGUGCCUUGAAUUCUAAAUAAAUCUUCCAUGCUUCACGGUGGGAACCACACAUGUGGAGAUCAUCCAUUCACUUACUCUGCAUCUUACAAAGACACGGCGGUUGGAACCAAAAAUCUAAGAUUUUGACUUAUCAGUCCAAAGGACAGAUUUCCACCGGUCUAAUGUCCAUUGCUCGUGUUUCUUGGCCCAAGCAAGUCUCCUUCUGUAGCAAUUCGACCAUGAAUGCUUGAUUCACACAGUCUCCUCUGAACAGUUGAUGUUGAGAUGUGUGUGUGUGCUACUUGAACUGUGAAGCAUUUAUUUGGGCUGCAAUUUCUGAGGCUGGUAACUCUAAUGAACUUAUCCUCUGCAGCAGAGGUAACUCUCGGUCUUCCGUUCCUGUGGCAGUCCUCAUGAGAUCCAGUUUCAUUAUAGCACUUCAUGGAUUUUGCCACUGCACUUGAAGAAACUUUACAAGUUCUUGAAAUGUUCUGUAAUGACUGACCUUCCUGUCUUAAAGUAAUGAUGGACUGUUGUGUUACUUUGCUUAUUUGAGCUGUUCUUGCCACAAUAUGGACUUGGUCUUUUACCAAACAGGGCUAUCUUCUGUAUACCACCCCUACCUUGUCACAGCACAGCUGAUUGGCUCAAACGUAUUAAGAAGGAAAGAAAUUACACAAAUUAACAAGGUACACCAGUUAAUGGAAAUACAUUCCAGGUGAUUACCUCAUGAAACUGGUUGAGAGAAUGCCAAGAGUGUGCAAAGCUGUCGUCAAGGCAAAGGGUGGUUACUUUGAAGAAUCUCAAAUAUAAAAUAUUUUGAUUUGUAUAACACUUUUUUGGUUACAUAACUCCAUGUGUUAUUUCAUAGUUUUAACGUCUUCACUAUUAUUCCACAAUGUAGAAACUAGUAAAAAUAAAGAAAAAAAAUCCUUGAAUGAGUAGUUGUAUCCAAACUUUUGACUGGUACUGUACAUUGUCUGCUCAUGUAGACAUCAAGUGCCAUUCAAAUACAAUGCUGUUAAGUGGAUGGUGGGGCUCUUGAGCCACAAUAGCUCUGGUCCAGGGAAUCGUUCGGUCAAACGACUGCGAGAGCACACCCGAACGACACCCCAGACCAGAGCUAGAGCCACAAUUGACUCCGAGCGAAUAGGAAAGGUGCUAAAACAAAGACUUAUCAGCAGAUACACUUCCAGUCAAGUGUAGCAGCUGCAAGGAAGGUACUUUAGGCUACUUGAGGAGCUUGUCAUGGAAACUGGAUUCCAAGUUUCUUUUUUUACUCUGAAAACCGCAAUCGGCUAAUGAAUCUCUAGGCAACCGUCUACUCACUAUUAUUGUACAUUUAAUGUAUAGUAUUUAACCACUGUAAACGGUAUCCAUUCAGCUUUGUUCAUGUGACCCACUUUGACAUGAGCGACAGUCAUUAAAAAAAGUGUUUAGCUAGUUAUAUAAAAAAAUGUCAGAACAAAAAAAUUACACAAAGCAAAAAAAAGUUUUGUAAAUGUACAGAUAUUUUGCUACAAAUUGUUGCAUUGUUUUUUACUUCUUAAUCCACUCAUUACUAUAAGGUUACUAUUGUACAUACUGUUUAAAACAAAAUGUGCAUCACCCUGUGAUAUACAAUUUGAAUGUUAUUUUAACUUAUAGGUUUGUCCAUUUUGUAUAUUUAAUUACGCCGGAAAAAACAAAUCUGGGUUCACUUUAACCGAACGGAUCGAUUGUGUGAAGCAGAAUGCCCUGGUGUCACACUUGCCUGAGAGUAAAGAGGCAUUAUAUUAAUAUAUGUCCCAAAUGGCACUAUAUUCCCGAAUUAGUGCACUACUUUUGACCCUAUGGGCCCUAGUGCAAAAAAGGAAAAAAAUAGUGCCCUAUAUAGGGAGUCAUUUGGGCCAUAACCCAUUGACGUUCGGAGAAGCUUUCUGUGUUCUUGGGACCAUAAAUGUCCAUGUUAUAUCAUGUGCAACAAACCACUCAUCUCUAUACUUCCUAUGUGAACUGUUGACCACUCAUCAGCUUCACUCAUUAGACUGGAUAAUAGUGGCAUGUUUUAGUUAUUACUUCAGAAAUGUAUUUUAGGCAUUGUGUGCUUAUUACAAAAUACUUUUAAAUAACAUUUAGUUAAAAGGUAGACCGAGUUCUGGAUUUGAUCAAAUAAACUAUUUACACUAUUAUAA